This is a messenger RNA of Macrosteles quadrilineatus (aster leafhopper), 3870 nucleotides long. RefSeq names its product gastrula zinc finger protein xLCGF3.1-like. The record is from RefSeq and is a predicted model, not a curated record. The transcript has 2 exons. The coding region runs from base 968 to 1999 and encodes 343 amino acids. Gene Ontology annotation, cellular component: nucleus. Lineage: Eukaryota; Metazoa; Arthropoda; Insecta; Hemiptera; Cicadellidae.
CUCAUAAUGUACUAUAUGUGGAAUAUCCUUAAGAACUAAGGGCAAUAUGAUGCAACAUACAUUAGUUUACACAAAGAGCAAGUUCACAAGUGCAAUGCAUGGGGAACCUCCUUCAAAAUUAAGAACAAUAUGAAGAGUCAUACAUUAGUUCACACAGAAGAGCGUCCUCAUGAGUGUACUAUAUGUGGAACUUCGUUCAAAACUAAGGAAAUUAUGAAAGGUCAUAAAUUUGUUCACACCAGAAAGCGACAUCAUAAGUGCACUAUAUGUGGAAAAUCAUUCAAAACCGUAAACAAUAUGAAGCACCAUGUAUUAGGUCUCACAGAAGAGCGACCUCAUAAUUGCAUAAUAUGUGGAAAAUCUUUCAAAACUAAGAAUUGUAUUAAGAGUCAUACAUUAGAUCACACCGGAGAGCUACCUCAUAAGUGUACUAUAUGUGGAAAGUCCUUCAAAAGAAAGAAGAGGAUAUAGAUUUGAAGAAGAGAAGGAACCUUAAUUCAUGUUACAAGAAAGAUAAUUGACAUAAUCUGAUAUACUACUUUAAACAACAGCUAAAAAGAUUAAGUCUUUACUACACUUAAAGUAGAAAUGAAAGUAAGUCAUCCACUACAUAAAACCUCAAUUUAAAUUAUAGACCUACAUGACUAUUUAUGUUGCUAAUACAAUAUUAUUUGAAGAAAAAAAGGAACCUAGAAGCAACUUUUUCUUUUAAAUAAGUAGGCUAAUUUAAUAUAAUGAAACAUAAAAGCCAAGAAAGAAAAUCAAAUUGCCUCGAUUAGGCUAUGUUGUAAGCCAUUUAAUACACAUAACAAUAUUUGAUCAAAAGGUGUUUUAAAGUUGAUUGAUACAUAUGUAAAUAACAAAUAACUGUCAAACAUUUAACAAAUCAAACAGAAAUAGACAUACAAAGCAAAUCUACUAAUUCCAAUGUCUAAAAAGUUAGAAGUCAGAAAUUAAAGACUGAAACAUGGUAAAGAUCACUAAAAAGCCUUUGCUUGAGUGUCCAAUAUGUAGAAAAACGUUUUCAACUACAUUUACAAUGAAAAGUCACAUAUAUUUACACACCAGCGAGCGUCCCUUUAGAUGUUUGACAUGUGAGAAAACAUUUGUUCAACUACAUCAUAUAAAGAAUCAUUUAUUGGCACAUUCUGAGAAAUAUCCUUAUAAUUGCACUAUAUGUGGAAAACCCUUCAAAACUAAGAAAAAUAUGAAGAUUCAUUCAUUAGAUCACACAGGAGAGCGACCUCAUAAGUGUACUAUAUGUGGAAAAUCCUUCAAAACCACUGCUAAAAUGAAAAUUCAUACAUUAGAUCACACAGGAGAGCGACCUCAUAAGUGUACUAUUUGUGGAAAAUCCUUCAAAACUAAGGAACAUAUGAAGCAACAUACAUUAGUUCACAAAGAAGAGCAACCGUACAAGUGCACUAUAUGUGAAAAAUCUUUCAAAACCACUGCUAAAAUGAAAAUUCAUACAUUAGAACACACAGGAGAGCGACCUCAUAAGUGUACUAUUUGUGGAAAAUCCUUCAAAACUAAGGACUAUUUGAAGAAACAUACAUUAGUUCACAAAGAAGAGCAACCGUACAAGUGCACUAUAUGUGAAAAAUCUUUCAAAACCACUGCUAAAAUGAAAAUUCAUACAUUAUACCACACCAGAGAGCGACAUCAUAAGUGCACUACAUGUGGAAAAUCCUUUAAAACUAAGUCCGAUAUGAUGAAACAUACAUUAAUUCACAAAGAAGAGCAACCUCAUAAGUGCACUAUAUGUGGAAAAUCCUUCAAAACUAAGGACUAUUUGAAGAAACAUACAUUAGUUCACACAGACGAGCGACCUCAUAAGUGCACUAUAUGUGGAAAAUCCUUCAAGACCAUUACUAAGUUGAAGUUACAUACAUUGGUUCACACGGGAGAGCGACCUCAUCAGUGUAAUGUAUGUGGAAGAUCAUUCCAAACAAGUGGUAAUGUAAAGAGGCAUAAAUUAGUACACACCGUUGAGUGAUCUCAUAAUGUACUUUGAAAAUGUUCAAGAGCUAAGGACAAUAUGAAUCAACAUUUAUUAGUUCACACAGAAGAGCGACCUCAUAAGUGCACUAUAUGUGGAACAUCCUCCAAAACUAAGGAACAUAUAAAGAGUCAUACAUCAAUUCACACAGAGAAGUGACCUCAUAAGUGUACUUUAUGUGAUAAAUCUUAAUAAAUAAGGACAAUAUGUAGAUUUAUACAUUGGUACACACUGGAGAGCGAACUAUUUACUAAACAUAGUAUGAUUUGAUUUGAUUUGAUUUGAUUAUGCUACACUUGUCAGAUAUCCUUUACAUUUAGAAAAUAUCAAAUGUGGCGUUGAUUUUCAUUUAUGCAGGUUUCAAUUAUUUCUUAAACUCUUCCAUUACAGUUCCACCAUUUCACGGCCAACAAAAAUUGGUCCACUACUUCCUGGUUAAUGGCAUCCUUUAUAAGAUCCAUUAUAGGUUAGGGUUUAUAAAAGUGAACAAAUUAACAAAAAAAUUCUCACACACACAAAUUUCGUGAUAUUGGGGCAAUAGAAUAUCACGGAAAGGCAAAAUAACCCUUCCUAGGAACCUAAUACAUGGCUUUUGAAUCCCGAGUAGGAUCUAUAUGGUCUAUAUUAUUUUACCUCAAGUUGUUAACCUAGCUACUUUAGAAUUGUAUUUUGGCUGGAAACUAUAUCAUGAUGUCUAAUAUAUGAAUGGGAACUAAAAAUAAACGGUAUCAACAAUCUGACACAUACUCUAGUAGGUUUAUUGUUAGUGGAAUGUAUUGUAAAUAAGAUACAACAUGGGUUUCCGCAUCCUUGAAAGGUUAGAAUUAUACGUUGAAAGUACAUCAUUGAUUAUACAGGGUGUAUGUAAAGUCCCGCACCAGCUUAAUAUUUUCUAAAAGAACAGAUAAAUCAAUAAGAUUUGGUACAUCAACACCAUACCUAAAAAUCUAAUUUUUUAAGGAACUAUCAAUUUUCCGUCAUAUCAUGGAGACGUCCCACAAGGAGACAGAAGGAAAUUUUAAAAAGAAGCAUAUGUAGAUCGAAUUAAAGACCUUUUCUAGCAGAAUAUAAUGCCGCAAAUUUGAACUCAAACAGACAACAGAGUAAAAAAAUGACAGCAGUUCAAAUAUGCAUUGAAUUUACAAUCAGGCCUAUACCUCCGCAGGGGGGCAGCCGCUAGGAAUCGGAAGAAAAGCGUAAAAGGUAAGCAUGGGUCGAUAUGGACACCAAAUUAAAGGUAAAUUACAAUUCCGUAAAUUCAAACCAAAAGAACAACUGCGUAAAAAAUGGCGGUUGUUAAAAUAUUCAAAACGGCAGAUUCAAGAAAUCUUUGAACGGCUGGUAUUUUUUACUCAGUUAUCCGUUUGGGUUCAAAUUUGCAGUAUUAUAUUCUGCUAGUAAAGGUCUUUAAUGUGAUGUACAUAUUAAUUUACGCUUCUAUUUAAGAUUUCCUUCUGACUCCUUGCGAGACGUCCCCAUAAUGAUAUGACAGACCUGAAUAUGAAUAGUGAUAUGAAUAGUCCUUAAAAAAAGAGUUUUAGGUGCUGUUGAUGUCCGAAAUCUUAUUGAUUUAUCUGUUGUCGUUUAGAAAAUAUUAAGCCGGUACGGGAAUUGUAUAUUAAUUCCCGUACCGGCUUAAUAUUUUCCAUGUAUGCCACAAAAGGUUUAAAAUUAAGUUUCCAGGUGUUAAGCUCUUCGAGGUUGUGUUGGUUAGUCUAUACCUAUGCAUUAUAAAUGUUUUUGAAAAGGAUGUCCCUGUUCUUGUUAGUCUUCUUCCUGCCCUUUGUUAUCUCCAUUGUUUCACACCAUACAUACGUGUUUGUUUAGUUUUAUAUUCAAAAAUGAAAUAAAAACUUUAGGCUGCAACA